This is a messenger RNA of Aspergillus fischeri NRRL 181, 876 nucleotides long. RefSeq names its product DUF3632 domain-containing protein. The coding region runs from base 1 to 876 and encodes 291 amino acids. The transcript is spliced from 2 exons. NCBI's taxonomy places the organism in Eukaryota, Fungi, Ascomycota, Eurotiomycetes, Eurotiales, Aspergillaceae. The record is from RefSeq and is a predicted model, not a curated record.
AUGGGAAAGGAACACUUCAUCCGACAAAUUGAAAACUCCGUUGAGUUCAAACUCCUCGACAAAGUAGUUAAGGAGCAAGUCACAGUGCAAGAUGCGGUCCAAGAAGUCAUCGAUAUGACCAUGACCGCACUAUCUAUCCAUGGCCCAAGCAAACAAGGCGGUAUCGGCCUGCCAGACUACAACAUCUCUCUUGCGGUGAUGGAGCUCGCUCAACGCCUGGAGCCAUCAAAACACACCAAGCUUGUCGAGUUUGUAUCUCAUCUGCAGAAGCAGAUUGCCAUUGAUCCAUCUACAAACGAACCCCUCACGGUCCAUCGUGAUAUCCUCUGGACCGACAUGCCGUCAUUCGGCUACACAGAGCUGGAGACGUGGUAUGAGUUUGGUGGUGAUUACAAAGACCCCUGUGAUGCAACGCUAGCUUCUGAGCAACGCGAUCGCUGGGCAAACCUUAACGCUUUCCUCGCGCAGCUCACUCAGGCUGCGGACAUUCACUAUCCCCCUCCCGGGGAGGAAGUGCGAUUCUUUCCCUUAGACAAAUCACUACGGGCCAUCUGGACCAUGGCGAUGGCUCUUGAGAACGAGCGUCCUCCUGCGUCUCUGGGAGAGACGGCGGCGAUGGAGGCCGCUUGCCUGUGGUUCAUUUAUGCUGCGGAGCGGCUGUGGGCGAAUGUGGUCAAUAAUCGCACGUAUCCUGGGGCGGCUGGCGCUGGUCCAGGGAAGAGGUAUGAAGAGGAGGGCUGGGCAGGUUAUACGCGGGAGCGAUGGGGGAUAUGGGAGGAUGCGCUCAAGGAGGCCAGGGCUGCUUGCGAGAAUGAGCGGAUGCGGGUGCUGAUUAACGACGCUUUGGCGAGUAUGAGGGCCACCGUAGAUCAGUAG